UUUAAGUGCUUAUGUUUUAUUUUGGUAGGCUAUCUCAAAAGUUUAUUUUGCUAAUUGUCUUUCAGAAUGCCAAACUCUGACGUUUUGGGGAAUUAAAGUUUUGACCGGAAGCCCAGUUUGACAGCUAGCUUGGACAGCUAAGCCAGCUACAGUAACGUUAGCUGGCUAAUUGGCUAACGUUAGCCAACUAGUUGGUCCACCGGUGUCUCCAGUUUAGUUCGCGCAAACUGACGUCGCAUAAUACUUGCUUGCUAACUAGUUACUGUUGGCUCACUAUCAAACGUUAGAUUAGCAUCACCUAGCUAGCUGAAAGAUUAACCAAAAUCGACUAAUGCAACGCGUUAAAUGACCGUACUGUCAGUUUGAUAAACUAGCUAGCUACAAGCCAGCCGUGUCCAUAUGACUGAGUUCUAAUAGUUUGAAUGUCGGUUUCCUCACCCUCCACUGUUUUCUUGUCAGACGACGAUGACUUCGAGUGGACACCCCCUUCAGAAUCGGAGAUGAAGGUUAUUCAUGCUCAGCGGGAACGACAGGACAAAAUAAGCAAGCUCAUGGGUGCCUACCUCCUCAAAGGCUACAAAAUGUUAGGAGAAUGCUGUGAGCAAUGUGGGACGAUUCUCCUUCAGGACAAGCAGAAGAAGAACUACUGUGUUGCAUGUCAGGAACUGGACUCUGACGUAGACAAGGACAACCCAGCCCUAAAUGCCCAGGCUGCCCUGUCACAGGUCAGAGAGAGACAGCUAGCCUCUCAGCCUGUCCAUCUGGACAAUGGAGCCCCCUCCAGUGACACCCCCCUCUCCAUCACAGGGCAGCCCCGACCAGAGCACUGCGAGGGUGCUGCGUCAGGACUGAGAGGGCCCCUACCUCCACCAGCCAACCCCUCCCCUGCACUCACCGUGACCCCUAGCUUCCUCCCUACAUCCACCCCAUCCAUACAGCCAGUCCAGGUGGCAGCCCCCAUAGUAGCCCCUGCACCUCACCCAGCCCUGUCCAGUGCUGAGGAUGCAGUGCUGCACAAGCUGCGGUGGGCUACACAGGAGCUCCAACACUCAGCCUCAGUAGAGGCUAGUAUCCAGCUGUGCAGCCUCAUCCGCAGCUGCGCAGAUUCACUGCGCAGCCUGAAAGAGCUUCACCAAUCAUGAGACUGAACUGAUGGCAAUUCUAAAAACAGAAACAAGGCAUAAACACAUGCUCACAAGGCAUAAACACAUGCUCACAUAAGCAACACCGGAAGUUGUAGCAGCUUGAUUCCCUUGCAAAGGUUUUUGUGGCAAAUAUGAACAGCUUCGCCUCUGGCGGUAAAGGUUCAUGUCAUUAUUAAUUACAACUGUCUGUGUAUGCAUAGUUUGUAUUUUGAUUGCCUGACCUGUAGUGUAACAUUUGUUUAAACAUUGCUGUUACUUUUCAUUUGAAGUCUUCUCUGGAUUCAUGGUGAAGUUGACACAAACUUGCAUGGUGAGAAUGGGCACCUCUGAGUGGUUGAAUUUCUUUAAACUGCAUAUAGUUGAGUGGGGUUUGACUGGUUGAUAUUAAUGUACAUCACUUGUUUAUAAAAAUCUGAAUUUAUCCACA
This is a messenger RNA of Oncorhynchus nerka (sockeye salmon), 1572 nucleotides long. It is a transcript of the gene znrd2, whose product is annotated as zinc ribbon domain containing 2. The record is from RefSeq and is a predicted model, not a curated record. The coding region runs from base 423 to 1142 and encodes 239 amino acids. Lineage: Eukaryota; Metazoa; Chordata; Actinopteri; Salmoniformes; Salmonidae. The transcript is spliced from 3 exons.